AUGAGUUUGCUUAUUAUAUUAAUUAUAAGAAAUAUUCAUCAUGCCCGUAAACGUAUUGUAAAUAGAAUAGUUAUACAUCAAUAUGCAUGUACAAAAAAGUGUGAUUUACAAUUAAAUAAAAUAUUAUUAUUACAAGCUAUUACAAUUGAACGUCAUUUAUCCUUUUUAAAUCGUUCCAUAUCAUUUUAUGUGUAUACAUUAGUUGGAUCACAAUUUCGUCUUGAAAUUCGACAAUUUAUUAAUAAAUUAUCAACGUGUACAUGUCAUAGACGUCGAUUGAAAAAAAGACGUAUUGGAAUAGAUGGUAGAUUAACCACUGCUGAUGUUGAUCCUCAACGACCAACAGUGCCUUACAAAUGA
Rotaria sp. Silwood1 is the source of this 360-nucleotide messenger RNA. NCBI's taxonomy places the organism in Eukaryota, Metazoa, Rotifera, Eurotatoria, Philodinida, Philodinidae. The record is from the annotation of a GenBank genome assembly.